AUGAGGAGAGGAGUUGAAAGAUGUGAAAUUAUUAAGGAAGAAGAGGAGGAGAAGGAGAUAAGUAAUAAAGACAAUAAAGUUUGUCUUUUGCUUCUAUCUCUGUACAUUAUCUAUCUAUCUAUCUCUGUACAAUAUCUGUCUACGUCUGUAUAUUAUCUAUCUAUCUCUGUACAAUAUCUGUGUACGUCUGUAUGUUAUCUAUCUAUCUAUCUCUGUACAAUAUCUGUCUACGCCUGUAUAUUAUCUAUCUAUCUAUCUCUGUACAAUAUCUGUCUACGUCUGCAUAUUAUCUAUCUAUCUAUCUAUCUAUCUCUGUACAAUAUCUGUCUACGUCUGCAUAUUAUCUAUCUAUCUCUGUACAAUAUCUGUCUACGUCUGCAUAUUAUCUAUCUAUCUAUCUCUGUACAAUAUCUGUCUACGUCUGCAUAUUAUCCAUCUAUCUAUCUAUCUAUCUAUCUAUCUAUCUCUGUACAAUAUCUGUCUACGUCUGCAUAUUAUCUAUCUAUCUAUCUAUCUCUGUACAAUAUCUGUCUACGUCUGCAUAUUAUCUAUCUAUCUAUCUAUCUCUGUACAAUAUCUGUCUACGUCUGCAUAUUAUCUAUCUAUCUAUCUAUCUAUCUAUCUAUCUAUCUCUGUACAAUAUCUGUCUACGUCUGCAUAUUAUCUAUCUAUCUAUCUCUGUACAAUAUCUGUCUACGUCUGCAUAUUAUCUAUCUAUCUAUCUAUCUAUCUCUGCACAAUAUCUGUCUACGUCUGUAUAUCCAUCUAUCUAUCUAUCUAUCUCUGUACAAUAUCUGUCUACGUCUGCAUAUUAUCCUAUCUAUCUAUCUAUCUAUCCAUUCUAUCUCUGUACAAAUAUCUGUCUACGUCUGCAUAUUAUCCUCCAUCUUCAUCUAUCUAUCCAUCUAUCUAUCUCUGUACAAUAUCUGUCUACGUCUGCAUAUUAUCUAUCUAUCUAUCUAUCUAUCUAUCUAUCUAUCUCUGUACAAUAUCUGUCUACGUCUGCAUAUUAUCUAUCUAUCUAUCUAUCUAUCUCUGUACAAUAUCUGUCUACGUCUGCAUAUUAUCCAUCUAUCUAUCUCUGUACAAUAUCUGUCUACGUCUGCAUAUUAUCUAUCUAUCUAUCUAUCUAUCUCUGUACAAUAUCUGUCUACGUCUGCAUAUUAUCCAUCUAUCUAUCUCUGUACAAUAUCUGUCUACGUCUGCAUAUUAUCUAUCUAUCUAUCUAUCUAUCUCUGUACAAUAUCUGUCUACGUCUGCAUAUUAUCCAUCUAUCUAUCUCUGUACAAUAUCUGUCUACGUCUGCAUAUUAUCUAUCUAUCUAUCUCUGUACAAUAUCUGUCUACGUCUGCAUAUUAUCUAUCUAUCUAUCUAUCUUUGCGGCAAUAUCUGUCUACGUCUGCAUAUAUUAUCCAUCUAUCUAUCUCUGUACACAUCUGUCUACGUCUGCAUAUUAUCUAUCUAUCUAUCUAUCUAUCUCUGUACAAUAUCUGUCUACGUCUGCAUAUUAUCCAUCUAUCUAUCUAUCUAUCUAUCUAUCUAUCUAUCUCUGUACAAUAUCUGUCUACGUCUGCAUAUUAUCUAUCUAUCUAUCUAUCUCUGUACAAUAUCUGUCUACGUCUGCAUAUUAUCUAUCUAUCUAUCUAUCUCUGUACAAUAUCUGUCUACGUCUGCAUAUUAUCUAUCUAUCUAUCUAUCUAUCUAUCUAUCUAUCUCUGUACAAUAUCUGUCUACGUCUGCAUAUUAUCUAUCUAUCUAUCUAUCUAUCUAUCUCUGUACAAUAUCUGUCUACGUCUGCAUAUUAUCUAUCUAUCUAUCUCUGUACAAUAUCUGUCUACGUCUGCAUAUUAUCUAUCUAUCUAUCUAUCUAUCUAUCUCUGUACAAUAUCUGUCUACGUCUGCAUAUUAUCCAUCUAUCUAUCUAUCUAUCUCUGUACAAUAUCUGUCUACGUCUGCAUAUUAUCUAUCUAUCUAUCUAUCUAUCUACAAUAUCUGUCUACGUCUGCAUAUUAUCUAUCUAUCAAUCUAUCUAUCUAUCUAUCUCUGUACAAUAUCUGUCUACGUCUGCAUAUUAUCUAUCUAUCUAUCUCUGUACAAUAUCUGUCUACGUCUGCAUAUUACCUAUCUAUCUAUCUAUCUAUCUACAAUAUCUGUCUACGUCUGCAUAUUAUCUAUCUAUCUACAAUAUCUGUCUACGUCUGCAUAUUAUCUAUCUAUCUAUCUACAAUAUCUGUCUACGUCUGCAUAUUAUCUAUCUAUCUAUCUAUCUAUCUAUCUAUCUAUCUCUGUACAAUAUCUGUCUAUGUCUGCAUAUUAUCUAUCUAUCUAUCUAUCUAUCUAUCUAUCUAUCUAUCUAUCUCUGUACAAUAUCUGUCUACGUCUGCAUAUUAUCUAUCUAUCUAUCUCUGUACAAUAUCUGUAUACGUCUGCAUAUUAUCUAUCUAUCUAUCUAUCUAUCUCUGUACAAUAUCUGUCUACGUCUGCAUAUUAUCUAUCUAUCUAUCUAUCUAUCUCUGUACAAUAUCUGUCUACGUUUGCAUAUUAUCUAUCUAUCUAUCUAUCUAUCUAUCUAUCUAUCUCUGUACAAUAUCUGUCUACGUCUGCAUAUUAUCUAUCUAUCUAUCUAUCUAUCUAUCUAUCUAUCUCUGUACAAUAUCUGUCUACGUCUGCAUAUUAUAUAUCUAUCUAUCUAUCUAUCUCUGUACAAUAUCUGUCUACGUCCGCAUAUUAUCUAUCUAUCUAUCUAUCUAUCUCUGUACAAUAUCUGUCUACGUCUGCAUAUUAUCUAUCUAUCUAUCUCUGUACAAUAUCUGUCUACGUCAGCAUAUUAUCUAUCUAUCUAUCUAUCUCUGUACAAUAUCUGUCUACGUCUGCAUAUUAUCUAUCUAUCUAUCUAUCUCUGUACAAUAUCUGUCUACGUCUGCAUAUUAUCUAUCUAUCUAUCUAUCUAUCUAUCUACAAUAUCUGUCUACGUCUGCAUAUUAUCUAUCUAUCUAUCUAUCUAUCUAUCUCUGUACAAUAUCUGUCUACGUCUGCAUAUUACCUAUCUAUCUAUCUAUCUAUCUAUCUCUGUACAAUAUCUGUCUACGUCUGCAUAUUACCUAUCUAUCUAUCUAUCUAUCUAUCUAUCUCUGUACAAUAUCUGUCUACGUCUGCAUAUUACCUAUCUAUCUAUCUAUCUAUCUAUCUCUGUACAAUAUCUGUCUACGUCUGCAUAUUACCUAUCUAUCUAUCUAUCUAUCUAUCUAUAAUAUCUGUCUACGUCUGCAUAUUAUCUAUCUAUCUAUCUACAAUAUCUGUCUACGUCUGCAUAUUAUCUAUCUAUCUACAACAUCUGUCUACGUCUGCAUAUUAUCUAUCUAUCUAUCUAUCUAUCUAUCUAUCUAUCUAUCUAUCUAUCUCUGUACAAUAUCUGUCUAUGUCUGCAUUUAUCUAUCUAUCUAA
This is a messenger RNA of Acanthosepion pharaonis, 3444 nucleotides long. NCBI's taxonomy places the organism in Eukaryota, Metazoa, Mollusca, Cephalopoda, Sepiida, Sepiidae. The record is from the annotation of a GenBank genome assembly.